AUGUAUGAAAAUAAAUUAUCAAAUCGACAAAAGUUAGCACAUGCAGUGCAAAUAACACAUUAUGAAGGUGCCUGUCAUGCGAGUUUUCACCACUUAGUAACCAACAGAAAUCCAUCAAGUGUAUCUCACGUACCCCGAGUUUGUUGUCAGGGCCAGAGGAAACUCACAUACCCCGAGUUUGGUGUCAGGGCCAGAGGAAACUCACAUACCCUGAGCUUGGUAUCAGGGCCAGAGGAAACUCACAUACCCAGAGUUUGGUAUCAGGGCCAGCGGAAACUCACAUACCCGAAGUUUGGUGUCAGGGCCAGAGGAAACUCACAAAACCUGAGUUUGGUGUCAGGGCCAGAGGAAACUCACAUACCUGGAGUUUGGUGUCAGGGCCAGAGGAAACUCACAUACCCUGAGUUUGGUGUCAGGGCCAGAGGAAACUCACAUACCCUGAGUUUGGUGUCAGGGCCAGAGGAAACUCACAUACCCCGAGUUUGGUGUCCGGGCCAGAGGAAACUCACAUACCCUGAGUUUGGUGUCAGAGCAUUAGGAAACUCACAUACCCCGAGUUUGUUGUCAGGGCCAGAGGAAACUCACAUACCCAGAGUUUGGUGUCAGGGCCAGAGGAAACUCACAUAACCCGAGUUUGUUAUCAGGGCCAGAGGAAACUCACAUACCCAGAGUUUGUUGUCAGAGCCAGAGGAAACUCA
Messenger RNA from Mizuhopecten yessoensis (Yesso scallop), 698 nucleotides. RefSeq lists its product as uncharacterized. The transcript has 3 exons. The record is from RefSeq and is a predicted model, not a curated record. The coding region runs from base 1 to 627 and encodes 208 amino acids. Lineage: Eukaryota; Metazoa; Mollusca; Bivalvia; Pectinida; Pectinidae.